This is a messenger RNA of Magnolia sinica, 520 nucleotides long. Its product is annotated as small ribosomal subunit protein uS8-like. Gene Ontology annotation, biological process: translation. Gene Ontology annotation, cellular component: ribosome; cytosolic small ribosomal subunit. The transcript has a single exon. The coding region runs from base 75 to 467 and encodes 130 amino acids. Lineage: Eukaryota; Viridiplantae; Streptophyta; Magnoliopsida; Magnoliales; Magnoliaceae. Gene Ontology annotation, molecular function: structural constituent of ribosome. The record is from RefSeq and is a predicted model, not a curated record.
GAGCCAAGUUGAGAUUUUCUCUCCUCUUUUGGCUCUCUCUCCGCAUCGGCAGGAGCUUUUGAGGAUUAACAAGGAUGGUGAGAGUUAACAUCUUAAAUGAUGCUCUCAAAAGCAUGUACAAUGCUGAGAAGCGAGGAAAGAGACAAGUCAUGAUCAAGUCGUCCUCAAAAGUGAUAAUUAAGUUCUUUCUUGUCAUGCAGAAGCAUGGUUAUAUUGGUGAGUUCGAGUAUGUUGAUGACCAUAGGUCUGGUAAAAUAGUGGUUGAGUUGAACGGGAGAUUGAACAAAUGUGGAGUCAUCAGUUCCCAUUUUGAUGUUGGUAUCAAACAGAUAGAGCCUUGGACUGCAAGGUUUCUCCGCUCCAGACAGUUCGGCUAUAUCGUGUUGACGACAUCUGUAGGCAUCAUGGACCAUGAGGAGGUGAGGAGAAAGAAUGUCGGUGGUAAAGUCUUAGGCUUCUUUUACUAAAUAUUCUAUCUAAGAUAGGAAUCAUAUAUUUUUGGUUGUCGGUGAGGUUUUUU